Molecule: messenger RNA, 2025 nt
Organism: Nicrophorus vespilloides
Lineage: Eukaryota; Metazoa; Arthropoda; Insecta; Coleoptera; Silphidae
Gene: CrebB
Product: cyclic AMP-responsive element-binding protein 1
Exons: 7
Coding region: 466-1353 (295 amino acids)
Biological process (GO): regulation of transcription by RNA polymerase II
Cellular component (GO): nucleus; transcription regulator complex
Molecular function (GO): RNA polymerase II cis-regulatory region sequence-specific DNA binding; protein binding; DNA-binding transcription factor activity, RNA polymerase II-specific
Source: RefSeq, a predicted model, not a curated record
AGCUUCAAUUGUGUGGAGAAAUAGGGCCAUAAUAAAAGAAACUAAGUAAAAGCUGAUGGCUGUGGUAUUUGCAAUGAAGGGAAAGUAUUUAGUAGUGGAACAGGUGCGGGAUUGCGGGACAGAUACGUCCUUGCUCCUUCUUUUUUUUGUCUUUGAUAUUUUGGCGGGUAGAAGAGAAGCAGACAGGAAAAUGCAGGCAAGUAGAGGAGAAGAGAAGGUUGAGAGGAUCCGCUGUAGAGUGGACAGCAUGCGUAGUGUGUUGUGAACGAUUGUUAUCGAAGCGCGCGUAGAGGAGUCGGGGCGGCCAUUGCUGUGACGCGCACACUUUGUUAGUUGCUCCGUGAUCCAGUGACGAACCGCCCAGAAAAUUUGACGUGGCUACUACGUAUAGCCCUCUUACCCAGUCCGGUUGCAGCAAGCUGGUGACGAGGAAUACACGUAACUUGGUGGGUGUUCAGUUAGGAGAUGGAUGGAAUGGUGGACGAAAACGGGACAGUUGAUCCUCUAGCCCCAUCGCCACCGCCGGUGGCAAUCUCUUCGGUAGGAGUUGUAACUCAGCAACAAUUGGUCGCAUCUACUAACAUAGUGCACCUAACUUUGCCAGCAUCUAACAACCAUGCCCAGACGCAGGUGCAAUCCGUUAUACAGCCCAACCAGCAAUCGGUGAUACAAACAGCAGCGAAUAUACAACCAGUGUUAGGAAAAGGAAACGUGAUACUCGUCAGCAAACCCAACUCUGUCAUCCAAACGCCUCAAGGAAGUUUGCACGCGUUACAGGUAAUUAAUGUGGUCGAGACGACGGCGAGUGAUGACAGUUAUUCGGAUGAUGAGUCGCCGAAGAAGCGGAGGGAUCUGCUGACGAGAAGACCUUCUUAUAGGAAAAUACUCAACGAUCUUGGAGGGGGUGAGAUAGCUGAACCUAAAGUCGAGCAGACUUCCUCCGAGGCGGACAGUGAGUUAUCGUCUCACUCUAUCCCAUACCACACAGUGAUACCUGCAGGCGCCAUACAGAUUUCGAGCGGCGAAGGCGGCCAAAGCAUACACACACUCUCGAUGACGAAUUCCGGGACCGCGGGGGCUGCGAUAGUGCAGUACGCCCAAGGCCAGGAAUUCUUUGUCCCAGUGAUGGCGCAGAGCGGGAACAUAACUUCCGGCGGCGGCGAAGAUCAAGCUCGGAAACGGGAGAUGAGACUACUGAAGAAUAGAGAGGCCGCAAGGGAAUGUCGAAGGAAGAAGAAGGAGUACAUUAAGUGCUUGGAGAACAGGGUGGCCGUGCUCGAAAACCAGAACAAAGCCCUGAUAGACGAGCUGAAAUCGCUGAAGGAGCUCUACUGCAAACAGAAGACGGAAUGAGACUUGUGUGAAAGCGAUGAAGAAGUGCCGUCGUUGGUUUGUUUUUUUUCUCUGUUUAUUGAAAGUCGCGGUGCCGGAGAUAUCGGACUACUCCUUAUCGUUGGGUAUCAUCUUAUGUAGAACUAGGUAAAUCUCAAGUUGUCUAUUAUUACGAAUAACGUUACAUGCAAACAUUGCAUUUCGUUUGCUCCUUUUCUUUUACACUUCUUGUUUUUAUUUUAUAUAAAUAUUUAGUUCUGGUGCUACUUGCAAAAACUUCCUCACCUGUCCGAGGUUGUUUGAGGAAGAGGAAAAUGCGCGAGUUUCUUUUAAAUUGACGAUUUCAUUCGUUGGGCAGAAAUGUUUCGCAUUUCAAUUUUACACACAAAAACACUUAAACGAAUUGUAUAAUAUGUAUAAAGAAAAGUAAUUUUUACGAAAUCUGUAAAAAGAGAGAAAGGCUUGUGAAGAAGUUGUUAAAACGGGACGGCGAGAAUAAUAAUAAUAAUAAUUGUACGAAGAACGCAAAAGCAUGUGUAUUUUAAACCGCAAAUCCGAGGAGCCGAUUUAAUAACGUGUAUAUAUAUUUAUCUAACAUAUGUGUAUUUACAUUUAUUUUUUAUUGUGUCUAGUUGUUUUGUAGAGCCGGUCGUUAGGAGUAUUUAUUAUAUAAUUACACACAGAAUUACACAC